Messenger RNA from Maniola jurtina (meadow brown), 563 nucleotides. It is a transcript of the gene ND-B18, whose product is annotated as NADH dehydrogenase [ubiquinone] 1 beta subcomplex subunit 7. Gene Ontology annotation, cellular component: mitochondrion. The record is from RefSeq and is a predicted model, not a curated record. The coding region runs from base 137 to 493 and encodes 118 amino acids. The transcript is spliced from 3 exons. Lineage: Eukaryota; Metazoa; Arthropoda; Insecta; Lepidoptera; Nymphalidae.
GUAGUCUAUGUUUUAAUUCAAGGUAGUUGACCUGUCAAAAAUAUCGUAAAAAAUAUAAUCAUUAUAAUUUGGUCCCGUAAUCGGGGACUUAAAUAGUUUAUUUAAAUAGUUUAAUAGUAUCUAAAAUAACUGUAAAAUGGGUCAAAUUUUGGGAUCCUUUAACGCACGAAAUGUAGACUUGUACAUGAACGAUAAACCUACAUUCGAACACCAGGAAGGAUUUGAAUUCGACCGAAAACAACGAGAAAUGAUAGCUAAGGAGGAGGACUUGAUAUCAGCGCGUAUUCCGCCUAAAUUCAGAGAUUACUGUGCUCAUUAUUUACUUGACUAUCAAGUCUGCCGUUACCAGAAAAUGCCAAUGUUGUACAAGUGUGCUCACGAGAAGCAUGCAUACUUAAACUGUGAACAUGAAGAUUAUGUACUGCGCAUGAAAGAAUUUGAGCGUGAGCGUCGUCUACGGCUACGAGAGAACCGACUUGUUAGUGCUGCAUAAGUUCACAUUAUUAGAAAAUGAAUUGAAAUGUAAAUACUGAAAUAAAUAGGUUGUCGCAAUGAUUGUGCUG